This is a messenger RNA of Musca domestica (house fly), 273 nucleotides long. RefSeq lists its product as uncharacterized. Lineage: Eukaryota; Metazoa; Arthropoda; Insecta; Diptera; Muscidae. The coding region runs from base 1 to 273 and encodes 90 amino acids. The transcript is spliced from 2 exons. The record is from RefSeq and is a predicted model, not a curated record.
AUGGACUCCUUGGAGCGUAUAAUGCGUGCGGCACCAUUGCCGCGCGCUCUUAGCGUUAACACGGCAACAACAAAGGGCCAACAACGUGCCCUGGUCCAUGCCUCGCUGGCUGCGGCCACAGUGGGCCGUAAGGGUAGACAUUUGACGGGCACAUUUUGUCUAACCGGCGACACAAUGGAAGGCAUCAUCCAGUGUUUAGUGUUCUUGAAAGCAUUUUCGGUGAGUGAACGCAACAGAAGCAAUUUAAUACUAGAUAAAUUUUCUAAUAGCUGA